CCAAAGAAAGCCAAGAAGAGGACAGCAGAGGGAGCCAACUCCAAUGUGUUCUCCAUGUUUGAGCAGGCCCAAAUCCAGGAAUUCAAAGAGGCCUUCACUAUCAUGGACCAGAACAGAGACGGCUUCAUCGACAAGAAUGACCUGAGAGACACUUUUGCUGCUCUAGGACGUCUCAAUGUGAAACAGGAAGAGCUCGAUGAGAUGCUCAAAGAGGCUCCUGGCCCAAUCAACUUCACUGUCUUCCUCACCAUGUUCGGUGAGAAGCUGAAAGGUGCUGAUCCAGAGGAAACCAUCCUCAACGCAUUUAAAGUCUUUGACCCUGAGGGGAAAGGAGUGCUGAGGAAGGAUUAUGUGACACAGAUGCUAACAACACAAGCUGACCGAUUCUCCCCUGAAGAGAUGGAGCAGAUGUUCGCUGCCUUCCCCCCAGAUGUGGCAGGAAACCUGGACUACAAGAACCUGGUUCACAUCAUUACCCACGGAGAGGAAAAGGACCAGGAGUAA
This is a messenger RNA of Xiphias gladius (swordfish), 504 nucleotides long. RefSeq names its product myosin, light chain 2a, regulatory, cardiac, slow (gene myl2a). Gene Ontology annotation, biological process: muscle cell fate specification; cardiac muscle contraction; heart development. NCBI's taxonomy places the organism in Eukaryota, Metazoa, Chordata, Actinopteri, Istiophoriformes, Xiphiidae. Gene Ontology annotation, cellular component: myofibril; cytoplasm. The record is from RefSeq and is a predicted model, not a curated record. Gene Ontology annotation, molecular function: calcium ion binding. The transcript has 6 exons. The coding region runs from base 55 to 504 and encodes 149 amino acids.